CCCCCCGCGCUCUCCUGCGCGUCACUUCCGGGGCGGUGGCGAGAACGAGGCUCACUUCCGCCCGCGGGGGAGCUGCGGCGGUGGCGGCGCAGGAGGCCGGGCCGGGGCGCGGAGGGACCGACGGACGCACGGGCGGGCGGCCGGGAGCCAUGGAGCGCGGCCCUGGGGCCCCGGGGCGCGGGCCGAGGUGGGCUUCCCACGGCACGACAUGGAGACCUGUGGUCGCAAGGCUCCCUGGGGCUCGGCUUGGACCGCGAUGGGGCUGGGCCCUGGCCUCCUAACGGGGCUCCUGUCUGGGGCGGUAGCUGUGGGGGCGCCCUCCCCCCUGCCCGCAACUCGGAGCACCCCCACCCCUCCCCUGCUGGGCCAGGCCGGGUGGCGUUGUUGGCGGGGGCCCCGGUGGAGGCCCGGCCCGGGCGGCGCCCGCCAUGAACGGGCUGUCGCUGAGUGAGCUCUGCUGCCUCUUCUGCUGCCCGCCCUGCCCCGGCCGCAUCGCUGCCAAGCUCGCCUUCCUGCCGCCAGAGGCCACCUACUCCCUGGUGCCUGAACCCGAGUCAGGGCCUGGUGGGGCCGGGGCCGCCCCCUUGGGGACCUUGCGGGCCUCCUCGGGUGCACCCGGGCGCUGGAAGCUGCACCUGACGGAGCGUGCCGACUUCCAGUACAGCCAGCGCGAGCUGGACACCAUCGAGGUCUUCCCCACGAAGAGCGCCCGCGGCAACCGUGUCUCCUGCAUGUAUGUUCGCUGCGUGCCUGGUGCCAGGUACACGGUCCUCUUCUCGCACGGCAACGCCGUGGACCUGGGCCAGAUGAGCAGCUUCUACAUUGGCCUGGGCUCCCGCCUCCAUUGCAACAUCUUCUCCUAUGACUACUCUGGCUAUGGUGCCAGCUCGGGCAGGCCGUCCGAGAGGAACCUCUAUGCUGACAUUGACGCCGCUUGGCAGGCCCUGCGCACCAGGUACGGCAUCAGCCCGGACAGCAUCAUCCUGUACGGGCAGAGCAUCGGCACGGUGCCCACCGUGGACCUGGCCUCGCGCUACGAGUGCGCCGCGGUGGUGCUGCACUCACCGCUCACCUCGGGCAUGCGCGUCGCCUUCCCCGACACCAAGAAGACCUACUGCUUCGACGCCUUCCCCAACAUCGAGAAGGUGUCCAAGAUCACGUCGCCCGUGCUCAUCAUCCACGGCACGGAGGACGAGGUGAUCGACUUCUCGCACGGGCUGGCCCUCUACGAGCGCUGCCCCAAGGCCGUGGAGCCGCUGUGGGUGGAGGGCGCCGGGCACAACGACAUCGAGCUCUACAGCCAGUACCUGGAGCGCCUGCGCCGCUUCAUCUCCCAGGAGCUGCCCAGCCAGCGCGCCUAGCGGCGGCCGGGGCCCCAACCGGCCGGACCUCAGCAAUAAGGCGGCCCCUGGACCUCACCCCGCGCCGGCCCCCCAGGGGCUGCAUGUGGACCCCCGGGCGGCCCAGGGGACCCCGCCCCGACCCAGGGGCCGUGGACUAUGUACAGGCAACAGAGCUACGCACUCCUUUCCUUUUGGAAGCAAGAAGAAAAUACGUGAAAACGGAAAUUAAAGAUUUAAAAUUUUAGGACUGCUCUCCUUCCUUUCAUGGCUCUGCUCACUCUCUCGAGGGCUCAGCGAGCUCGAAAGGGGGCCGGGGUUCCCAGGUUUCGCCCCUGAGUCCCCAAGAAAGAUUGGCACGGACCCCCGUAUGAGUUCUAUCCUCUGUGGAAGCCGGGUGGGUCUCGGUCUAGUCCGGGGGGCCCUUAGGGAGCUGGUUGCCUGGGUGGUGAUGGGUCGGGGCAGCAUUUGAGCCCAGGAGCCCUGCCUACCUCCUGCGGAGGCUGGUGAGCUCUGCUGGGUGGGCGCGAUGAGGACGCCAGGCGUGGGGGCCCUGCUGUCAUCGUGGGACCGCCCCCUCGACAGCUUCCCAUCAGUCGUACUGCAGAGAGGCCAGGACAGGGCACUCUGGGUCCUGAGGUGCCGCGCUUGACGGACCCCAGAGCUCGGGCAAGCAGGCCGCUUCCUUUGUAGAUGGCGAAGCUGGGGUCCAGCAGAGGGCGGUGGCAGGUGCUUGGGCCCCAAGGGUCUCCUCUGGAAGAGGGAGCCGACCCUGGAGCUGGGGUCACGAGAAGAGUUCCUACGACCUCUAGGGCAGAAGCCCUAGGACUGGGAGGACUCGGGAACCGGUGGCCUGUCGUCCACCUUACGAUUGGGUAGGGUUCAGCCUGUGUCGCGCGACCAGGCGGUGGCGAGGCCGGGACCCCAAGCUGCCUCCAAGUAGCUCUAGUCCGCGGCUCCUUUAAGAGAGGGCGGUGCUUCAGCCUGGGCGAGAGAAGGGCGCCGCGUCACCUGCGGGGCCGCGGCACUGACGGAAGCGGAAGUGGCGGCGCGCGUGCGGAAGUGGCGAUGGCGGCGGUGGCUGGCGUCAGGCUGUGGACGAAGAGGCGGUCUCGGUGGGGAACGCCCUUUUGCUUGUGACUGGCAGGGCUGUGACAAGAAGUUCGCCCGCUCUGACGAGCUGGCCCGCCACCACCGGACACACACGGGCGAGAAGCGCUUCUCCUGCCCUCUGUGUUCCAAGCGCUUCACCCGCAGCGACCACCUGGCCAAGCAUGCCCGCCGCCACCCCGGCUUCCACCCGGACCUGCUCCGGCGCCCUGGUGCCCGCAGUACCUCCCCCAGCGACUCGCUGCCCUGCAGCCUGGCCGGGAGCCCUGCGCCCAGCCCCGCGCCCAGCCCAGCCCCCGCAGGCCUGUAGGGCCCUCGUCCAGCCCACCCUGACCACCAGGAUGCUUCUGCCAUCCAGGGGUGUAGUGAGGACCCACGGGGAGCCCAGUCCCCUUCCAGCUGUGGGCAAACCCUGAAGACACCCCUGCCCCCCUCCAGAGAGCAAGGAGGGGGCCUGAGACUGGACCCGGGUCUGCCUGACCUCAGAGGUGGCUCUCAGGACGGGUGACGGGGGCUUGUGUUUGUAAAUAGCCAUGAUACUAACUUUCUUCCCAUCUGUGCAACGGGGCCCCCCCGGGGCAGCUAGGAGGUCCUCCCCUCUCCUCUCCACCACCCCCUGCUGCCCCCCUCCCGGGGUGGGGUUUGCGGGGGUGGAGUGGACUUCUGGGAGCUGGCCCAGGGAAGGCACCCCCUGCCCCAUCCCUGCAGGUUGGGAUGAAGCGUGCAGACAGCCAUAGAGGAGCUGGGGGUUGACACGGCCCCUGCCUCUCCCCACCCUACCCCACCCCACCGAAAGCCAUGGGAGUAGUUCAGGGAAACGGGGGUGCAGCCCGGCCGCCCCCCACUCGGGUACUCAAUCUCAGGUGUCCACAGGUUCUGCCCACGUUAGGGGCUGCCCAUCCCCCCAGACCUCGGGGGUAGAGCCAGGAGCGGGGAGACGUUAGGAUGCCCGGAGGGGCUCCAGGUCUUGCUUCUGAGACCUGCGAUGGGGAGGGAGGGGACCUCUGGGUUCUUCCAAAGAACAUUUGACUCAGUGGAGGUUGGGAGGUGGGAGGCGGAUAUCGGGGUCAGGAGGGAAUGCCGGCUUAUUUAUUUUCCUCUCUCCUCCGGUGUGGGGCCCUAGCUCCCCCUCUCUGGGUGGGUGGGAGAGAGAGGCUGCAGGGGAGGGUGGCACUGGGCCUGGCCCUCCAGCCCGUGCCCUGCCGACUUUGGCCUUUGCGGUAUCACGUGACAAUCAACUCCCUUAAGGACGCCUGCAGCCAUUGGGCCGCACUGCCCUCCCUGGCCUGCAGGUGGGGCCGUAGAGCCCAUGCCCACCGGGGUUGCAGGCUCUUCCGGGCGUGGGCUGCAGCCUGGCCAGGCCCUGCUUCCCCCACCUCCCCUCCUUCUCCUGGGUGCCUGGAAGAGGUGGGCCCUGGCCCAUGGUCGAGGUCCUGCCUCAUGGACUGGAAACAGAGGGCUGGCUGUGCAGCCUCCUGGGGUAGUUCGUUUUUUUUGCACCGGGUAGAAUAUUUUUUCAGGCACGGAUUCCUUUUUUCUGGGCCCCCGUGGGUGGUCCGGCAUCCUCAGGGGGUGUGAGUGUGUGUGUGGGGGGGUCUCUGAGCUGAACUUGGGUGGGUGGGGACUUGUCCCUCGGGGGCCACCUUCGUGUCCUUGCCAGGGGUCGUCCUGCUGUGGCCUGGGUUGCAUUUCCUCUUGGGGGGUAUUGAGGACCCCCCCAGCCCGGAAUGAGAAGGGUCCUAGGUUCCACGUCCAAGACCCGGAAAGGUGAAUCCCCUCACUGUUGGCUGCAGGAGGUUUUUGGUACCCCCUUUUGUUCCAGAACCUUCCUGCAUCUCGCUUGGGGGCAGGGGGGCUUCGGAUGGCCACUGGUGUGCACCUGGACCCAGCCCCGGCCUGGCAGGAUCCAGGGAUGGGUGCCUGGGGUCCUGCGGGCAGGGAGGCAGGGGACGCCCUUCUGGAGCUGGGCUCGGAGGGUCUGCCCCAUCCAGCCCUAGGCUCUCUGUAUUCUCUGUCCCCAGCCUCAAACCCUCCUCUGGCAGCGCUAGUGAGAUGCCUUAGUGUGUGGGGGUGGGUGGGGGACUGGGGCCCCGUUUUCCUUUAGUGUCUUGUUGGCCCCAGCCCUGGCCGGGGCCUGUCUGGAGCAGGGGUGGGUAGGGCUUUGGGUUCCAUAACUCUCUAAGUGGGCCCCUCUCCAGUAUCCAGGGGCCUGGAGAGACCUGCGCCCACCCCUCCACUCCCCCAGGAGCCGCUGGUCACUGGGACUUGGUUCCAGCCGUCUGCAGGGGAGGUGGCUCCAAGGGGCGUGUGCUUUCCGUGGGUGGCGCUCCUCCCCCACCCUGCCUGGCCUCAUCCUUGUAUUUAAUUAAUUAAACGAGCCCCUUUUUAAACCCUA
This is a messenger RNA of Macaca mulatta (Rhesus monkey), 4845 nucleotides long. The record is from RefSeq and is a predicted model, not a curated record. Lineage: Eukaryota; Metazoa; Chordata; Mammalia; Primates; Cercopithecidae.